Molecule: messenger RNA, 909 nt
Organism: Penicillium canescens
Lineage: Eukaryota; Fungi; Ascomycota; Eurotiomycetes; Eurotiales; Aspergillaceae
Exons: 1
Coding region: 1-909 (302 amino acids)
Cellular component (GO): intracellular anatomical structure
Molecular function (GO): oxidoreductase activity, acting on NAD(P)H, oxygen as acceptor
Source: RefSeq, a predicted model, not a curated record
AUGCCUCCAAGUAUGCACGACAUAGCCACAGGCGUCCCUGUUGCCAAGAACGAUGGCAAUGGCACCGAUGCCGCAACACCAGCCCAAGUGACAUCCGAUGCGUCACCUGCCUUCCUAGACACGCAGCCAGGUCCAGAUCACGACUGGAGAAUCACCUUGAAAGACAAGGUCAUCGCCAUCACUGGUGCCAACCGAGGCAUUGGACUAGCAAUAGCAGAGGUCUGUCUAGCCAACGAGGCAGCAGCCGUCUUCAGCUUGGAUGUGUUCGAACCCAGCGAAGAGUUUGCCGCCCUGCAAAAGGCCAACCCAAAGCGGCUAUAUUACAUCCACUGCGACGUCACCUCCGAGGAGAGUGUCAACUCCGCGAUCGAUGCUGUCAUCUCCACACGAGGGGCGGUGCACGGCUUCAUCGCAAACGCCGGCAUGACAAAACACCAGCCGGCACUGGACUUCAGCCGCGCCCAGCUGGACCAACUGUUCAAUCUCAACGUGUUUGGCGCCUACUUCUGCGCUACUGCUGUUGCGCGCCGGUUCAUUGAUCUUGGAAUCAAGGGAUCCAUUGUCUUCACUGCUUCCAUGACAUCCUAUCGGCCCAACCGCGCGGCGCCCUCGGCUCCCUACGGAGCUACUAAAGGUGCCGUGCGGAAUAUGACACACACUCUGGCUAUGGAGUGGGCCAAGCAUGGGAUCCGUGUCAACUCAAUUUCGCCUGGCUUUAUUAAGACGGCUAUGACAUAUUUUGUGGAUCAAGCUCCGGACUGGAACCUCAAGAUGCAAUACUAUGGCGGCAUGCCUAGAUUAGCGGACCCGAAGGAGCUUGGUGGAGCCUAUGUGUACUUGCUUUCUGACGGUGCGUCUUACACUACUGGAAUUGAUAUUCCGGUUGCUGGUAUCGUCGGGGCAUGGUGA